AUGACGGAUUUUGGAGAGAUCUUGAGGACCAUCGGUGACUUUGGAUUGUUCCAGAAGCUUAUUCUGUUCGGUCUCUGCUUUCCAAAUCUCAUCUUGCCUUUCCACCUCGCCAGCCUGAUUUUUAUUGAUGCAGAUCCCAGUCGCCACUGUAACACAGACUGGAUCCUUACAGCUGGUCCUAAUCUAACCACAGAGGAGCAGCUGAAUCUGACUGUUCCUCUGGAGCUUGAUGGAACAUUCAGUAAGUGCCUGAUGUUUGUUCCUGUGGACUGGGACAUCAACACAAUCAGGGAGUAUGGACUCAAUGACACCACAGAGUGCCAGAGUGGAUGGGUGUACAACAAUCCAAUGUAUAAGGCCACCAUUGUAACUGAUUUUAAUCUUGUCUGUGGCAAAGCUAAUGUGGUGGGACUGGCACAAACAGUGUUCAUGGCUGGAAUUCUACUUGGUUCACUCUUGUUUGGGCCUUUCGCUGAGUCAUUCGGUCGUAAACGAGCAACUCAGAUUCCCAUGGUCCUCAUGUUAAUUUUUACUGUUACAACAGGGCUAUGUCCCAAUUUCUAUCUAUAUCUAGCAUCCCAAUUUUUGGUUGGUGUUGCAUAUGGAGGAUUUCGAAUCAACUGCAUUGUGCUAGCGACAGAAUGGAUUGGGGUGACCAAGCGUUCCUAUGCCUCUUGUGUGAGUCAGCUUUUUGGUGGAAUUGGGCAGUGUAUCCUUGCUGGCACUAUCUAUUACAUCCGUGACUGGAGAUUGGCCCAGUUUGUCAUGGCUUCCCCAAUUGCAGUGGUGGUCAUGUAUAUAUGGUUUAUUCCUGAGUCAGCUAGAUGGUUACUGGACAGGGGGAAAACAGAGGAAGCAAAGGAGUUGAUUCUCAGGGUAGCAGCAAUAAACAAACGGCAAGUUCCAGAUACUUUGUUAGAAAAGAUAACUGAGAAAACGAGUGUGCAGAGGGGAGGCAUAUGUGUUCUCAUCAAAUCACCUGUACUCAGGAAGUAUUUCCUUACAAUUACAUUAGGAUGGUUUUCUUUAAAUCUUUCCUACUACUGCCUGUCAUUCAAUGUUGGGAACUUUGGCUUAGACAUCUUCUUGACUCAGCUCAUGUUCGGACUGACAGAGAUACCAGCUCACAUCCUUUGCAUCUGGCUGUUAGAAGUUGUUGGGAGAAGAAUAUCAUUGAUGUCUACCCUUCUGAUUGGUGGAUUUGUUUGCACACUUAUUCUUGUUGUUCCACAAGACAACGCCAUUGUUAUUACUGCCCUUGCUACCACAGGGAGGUUCUUCAUGAACUGGGCAGGAUCAGUAUGUAAUGUCUAUGUCCAGGAGCUGUUUCCCACAUCAGUAAGACAAACUGCCACGGGUCUGGGCUCCAUAGCAAUUCGCGUUGCUGGAAUGCUGUCCCCUUUACUAAAUUUAUUAGUGAUGUUCCACUGGGCCAUACCCACCAUAGUCUACAGCAGCCUGUCAUUAGCUGGAGGGGCUCUUGUCUUUCUUCUUCCUGAGACUAGAAGAACAGAACUGCCUGACUCAACAGACGAGGCCGAGGGGAAGAGAAAUGUGAUGACUAAGACAAAAGGAUGUGUCCAGAUAGAGGAUAAUCCAGAAUGUGUUAAGUCAACUAAGCUUUAA
Molecule: messenger RNA, 1626 nt
Organism: Osmerus eperlanus (European smelt)
Lineage: Eukaryota; Metazoa; Chordata; Actinopteri; Osmeriformes; Osmeridae
Gene: slc22a13a
Product: solute carrier family 22 member 13a
Exons: 10
Coding region: 1-1626 (541 amino acids)
Biological process (GO): transmembrane transport
Cellular component (GO): membrane
Molecular function (GO): transmembrane transporter activity
Source: RefSeq, a predicted model, not a curated record